Molecule: messenger RNA, 1065 nt
Organism: Colletotrichum paranaense
Lineage: Eukaryota; Fungi; Ascomycota; Sordariomycetes; Glomerellales; Glomerellaceae
Exons: 1
Coding region: 1-1065 (354 amino acids)
Source: RefSeq, a predicted model, not a curated record
AUGGCCGACCUCAUUGUAACCCAACACGGGUCCGAAAAGGAAAUCAAGUUCGCCUCCUCAACACCCGCCCAGCGUGAGGCCGCAUGGCGCCUCAACGGCGUCUCAUGGGCCCCUCCAAUGUCCCUUGAGAACUACAUGGCCCGCGAAGUCGCGCUCUCUAAGACGGCCCUUUCAUCUCAGUGCAACUACUACGUCCUCUUCAACCCGGCCGACCCCGAACACAUCAUCUCAUCCUGCGAAGCAACCGCGAAGACCCUCCUUGUCCGCGAUGCCUCCUCUUCGACCCCCCGUGAGGAAAAGGCCUACGCCAUCGCCUCCGUUUACACUAACCCGACCUACCGCAGCCACGGCAUGGCAACGCGGCUACUGAACAGCCUAAAGGAAGCCAUGGACGCCGACUCCAAAGCCAGCGCGCUCUACAGCGACAUUGGUCUCACGUACUACGCCCGCCUCGGCUGGGCCGUCUACCCGUCACUCCAAGUCUCCCUCAUCCCGGACGAUGCUUCAGUCCUACGCAAGCCCGACGGUGUGCGAUACCUCGAGGAAAGCGAUGUCCCCGCCUACUGCGAAAAGGACGUCGAGCUCCUAAAGAAGAAGCUUGCGAACCUUCCGGAGGACGGAAAGACGCACGUCGCCUUCGCGCCCUCGGCCCACCAGAUGCUCUGGCACUUUACGCGAGAUGGCUUCAUGGCCAAGCAGCUCGCCGGUCGCGAGAUUACGCACCGCGGGGCGGCUACCGUUGACGGUAAGGCGUGGGUGUAUUGGGACCACGACUUCCGCGAGAAGAAGCUCAAGGUCCUCCGCGUGGCUGGCGACCCGGAGGCCGACGUGACCGCGCUGCUGCAGGCUGCGGUGAUUGAGGCCGCCGAAUGGGGGCUCGCCAAGGUGCUGGUCUGGAACCCUGAUGAGGGCGUCUCGGCUUCAGCCAAGAGGGUGAGUGACAGGACUGAGGGUGCCGUGCGGGUCGUCUUUGACGAGAGACUCGAUGGCAGCAUUCCCAGCCUGCGGUGGAAGGGCGAGGGUGAGGUCGUGUGGGAGGAUAAUGAGUAUUAUGCCUGGUGCUAG